Messenger RNA from Siniperca chuatsi (mandarin fish), 2708 nucleotides. It is a transcript of the gene oatx, whose product is annotated as organic anion transporter X. NCBI's taxonomy places the organism in Eukaryota, Metazoa, Chordata, Actinopteri, Centrarchiformes, Sinipercidae. The record is from RefSeq and is a predicted model, not a curated record. Gene Ontology annotation, biological process: transmembrane transport. Gene Ontology annotation, molecular function: transmembrane transporter activity. Bases 575 to 2317 code for a protein of 580 amino acids. Gene Ontology annotation, cellular component: membrane. The transcript has 17 exons.
UUACAAGUGUCUGUCGACCACUUAAACAGACCAAAAGACGACAGGAGACAGACAGACGAACAGAAAGACAGAGAGUUGAUGCUGACUUCUUUUCUUCUUAACGUCACUUAUUGUUCAGUCGUCUAUUUCCUGCUGCUCCAAACUUCUCUCUCUCUCUCCACCCGUCUCUCCAACCCUCCAGUCGUCCGUCAGCCUGCAGACUGUAAUUCACUGUAGAACCACUGCUGCAACACUCCUGUCGAGUUAUGAAGAGUUAUCAUAAGGAUACUACAAAUAUACUACAGUGUUUUAUGGAGGACUGACACGCCAGAAUGUGCAGUGAAAUGACUGAGGUUCAUUUUGAUGGAACUGAACCUCAAAUCCUGAAAACACAAGACAUCUGUUUUUAUUAUUAUUAAUAUUGUCAUUAUUAUUAUUAUUAAUAUUACGUGAACGCCUGUGUUGGACUGUAACACUGGAGGAGGAGCUAAAAACAUGAACAAUUACUUUUAGAAAACAUUUUUAAAUGUUUAAAUUUGCAACCAAAAAUAUCAAAACGACUUCAAAUUAAAGAAAUCAUAUUCAGACUGAAGAGAUGGGAUUCGCUGAUCUGCUGGAGGAGGUGGGCGGGUUCGGUAGGUACCAGUGGCUCCAUGUGACUCUGAUCAGUUUACCUGGUUUGUUGAUGGCGAGUCAGAACCUGCUGAACAACUUCGUCUCAGGAAUCCCCGCCCACCACUGCAGCCUGCCGGCCAAUUACAGCCUCUACAAUCUAUCACACUACCAGGUGGAUGAGAAGCAGCUGCUGAAAGCUUUCAUCCCUCUGGCCUCUUCAGGAAAUAGACUAGACCGCUGCAGAAGGUAUGUGGAGCCUCAGUGGCAGCUGUUAGCCGCUAACAGCUCAGCUAAUGUUAGCCAGUUACAGACAGAAGGAUGUUUGGACGGAUGGACAUUCGACCGCACUGAGUUCCUCUCCACCACUGUCUCUGAGUGGGAGCUAGUGUGUUCUCUGCGUCCUCUGAAACAGAUGAUUCAAACCAUCUAUAUGGGCGGAGUUUUAACAGGAGCCAUCGUCUUCGGCGGCCUGUCAGACAGGUUUGGGAGGCGGUCUGUUCUUAUUUGGUCAUACCUGCAGCUGGGCGUGCUUGGUUGUAGCUCCGCCCUCUCUCCUUCAUACUCCGCCUACUGCGUUUUUAGGUUUCUGAGUGGGAUGGCGGUGUCUGGAGUCAUCCUGAACGGAGUCUCACUGAAGGUAGAGUGGAUCCCAACAAAAGAGAGGACGUUAGUGGGCACGCUCACCUCUUUCUUCUUCACCUUUGGUCAGAUGAUCCUGGCGGGGCUCGCAUAUUGGCUGAGAGACUGGAGGAAGCUGCAGGUGGUUUCCUGUGCCCCCCUGUUCCUGUUCUUCACCUACAGUUGGUGGUUCUCUGAGUCGGCCCGUUGGUUGGUUCUGAACCGUCGGUCUGAGGAGGCGUUAAAGAGUCUUCACCGAGUCGCUCGAAUCAAUGGAAAAUCAGAGAUAAUCGACAAGUUAACACUAGAGGUUCUGCACUCUCACAUGAAUAAGGAGAUUGAGUCGAGUCGUUCGUCAUUCACAGCAUACGACCUGCUGAGGACCAGAGAGAUGAGACGUAUCUCCAUCUGUCUGAUGGCUGUCUGGUUCUCCACCAGUUUUGCGUACUACGGUUUGGCAAUGGAUCUGCAGAAGUUCGGGGUGGAUAUCUACCUGAUGCAGAUCAUCUUUGGAGCCGUUGAUUUUCCCGCCAAACUGUUGGCUCUGGGUAUGCUCAGUUACCUGGGGAGGAGGGUGUCUCAGGCGACCUGUCUCUUCCUGUCGGCCGUCAUCAUCUUCGCCAACAUCUUUGUCCCCACAGACAUGCAGACCAUCAGGACCACGUUGGCAUGUGUCGGUAAAGGUUUCACCUCGGCCUCCUUCACCACCGUCUAUCUGUACACCGGAGAGCUCUACCCCACCGUCAUCAGGCAGACAGGAAUGGGCUUCGUCUCCACCAUGGCAAGAGUCGGCAGCAUGGCGGCCCCCGCUGUCCUCAUCCUGGACGAGGUACUCCCUGCUCUGCCCAGUGUGGUGUAUGGGGGGGCGGCAGUGUUGGCUGGUUGCUUCGCCUGCUUCCUGCCGGAGACGCUGAACAUGCCACUGCCCGACACCAUCGAGGACGUUGAGGAAAAAUGGUCUGAAGCAAGCCCCGCCCCCCAACAGCAAGAAGGUGUGUCCUUGAAAGAAGGCGGGACAUUUGACUGUGGGGGUGUGGUCUCAACUGAAGGUGUGUCUUUAAAAGAGCUGAAGGAAGCAGAAGGGACAGGACUUAACGCCCUCUGACCAAUCAGACGGCGCCAGUCAGAGCCACUGACAGCUGGACUGAACCUCGACCCAUCAGACUGCUGGAGUCAAAAACGACAAAAAAAAUUUACCAAUGAGAAUCAAAGAAAGAUUCAGUCUAAAGGUUUUUGUGUUUCUGUGAAAAUUAAUUUUACUCAGAAUCAUGACACAUUUACAACAUUUAAAUAUAUUUAAAAUUAGUUCAAAUCAAUAAACUCAGAUGUUUGAUUAUAGAAUUAUUGAUUAGAUGUAAAUGAAGCUACAGCAGUCAGAACAGGAAGUGAAAACACAGCAGUGAUGUGUUAUAAUGUCUGAAACAUUUUGCAGUUCUGUCAUUAAUGAUGAUAAAUCAAUACACUCUAACACACUAAUAAAACUGUGAUUAAUAUCA